AUGGCUACCCAGAAACAAGCCAUCAAAAUCCUCAUGCUCCCGUGGCUAGCCCACGGUCACAUAACCCCAUUCUUCGAGCUAGCCAAAAGGCUCGCAAAACACCGAACCAUCUUCCAAAUUUACGUAUGUUCCUCCCUCGUAAACCUCCAAGCCAUAGACCCAAACCUCGCCCGAACCCACUCCAUUGAACUCGUCGAACUCCACCUCCCAUCCCUCCCCGACCUACCCCCUCACAUGCACACCACCAAAGGCAUCCCCUUGCACCUCGAGCCCACUUUAAUGAAGGCCUUCGACAUGGCGGCCAAAGAUUUCGAGCUACUCUUGGACCGGCUCGAGCCAGACCUUCUCGUUUCCGACUUGUUCCAGCCCUGGGCGGUUCAGGCGGCGGCGGCGAGGAAUAUUCCCGUGGUUAACUUUGUAGUCACUGGCGUGGCGAUUCUCACGCGUUUGGUGCACGCGUUUUGUAACUCCGGUCGGGAAUUUCCAUUUCCGGAGAUCGAUUUUAGUGGGCAUUGGAGCUCGAAGAGGGGACGGAAGGUUUCUGAUGAAGUGGGCCGCGAUUGGGCCUUGCGGGUUUUGAAGUGUUUGAGAAUGUCUUCCGAUGUGGUUUUAGUUAAUACUUCCCCCGAAUUUGAAGGGAAAUAUAUCGACUUUCUUGCUUCCUCCUUGAACAAAAAGAUUCUUCCAAUUGCUCCCGUGGUUCCACAAAUCAAGCCGAACGGCAAGAAACCCGAAAUUCUCAAAUGGCUCGACAAGAAGAGCCCAAAAUCGACGGUCUACGUUUCGUUUGGAAGUGAGUACUACCUGAUGAACCAAGAUAGGGAAGAGCUAGCCCACGGUCUAGAGCAAAGCCACGUGAAUUUCAUAUGGGUCAUAAGGUUUCCAAAGGGUGAGCGCCUCACAAUCGAAGAGGCGUUACCGGAAGGCUUUAUGAAGCGAGUAGGAGACAAAGGGCUGAUCAUGGAGGGAUGGGCGCCGCAAUUGGAAAUAUUGAACCAUUCGAGCAUUGGUGCGUUCGUGUGCCAUUGCGGGUGGAACUCCGUGGUCGAGAGCAUGGUGUUCGGGGUGCCCAUCGUGGCACUACCGAUGCAACUCGACCAGCCUUGCCACGCCAAGGUGGCUAACUUGGCUGGCGUGUGCGUGGAGGCCGAAAGGGACGAUGAAGGGAAUGUUAAGAGAGAAGGAGUGGCGAAGGCUAUUAAAGAAGUGGUGUCUGAGGAGAGUGGUGAGGCUUUGAGAGGGAAAGCGAGGGAGAUUGGUGAGGCUUUGAGGAAGAGGGAAGAAGGGAUUGUUGAUGAAGUGGUUCGUGAAUUUUGUAGCCUCUCACAACCCAAGAAUGAUGACUAA
Messenger RNA from Cucurbita moschata (crookneck pumpkin), 1347 nucleotides. Its product is annotated as beta-D-glucosyl crocetin beta-1,6-glucosyltransferase-like. The record is from RefSeq and is a predicted model, not a curated record. Lineage: Eukaryota; Viridiplantae; Streptophyta; Magnoliopsida; Cucurbitales; Cucurbitaceae. Bases 1 to 1347 code for a protein of 448 amino acids. The transcript has 2 exons. Gene Ontology annotation, molecular function: UDP-glycosyltransferase activity.